AUUUUGGUAUCUUGGUUAUCUUCUCUCACACAGUUACCCAGCUUUUCUGGUUGAUUGUUUAAUUUCUCUGAAAACGGGAAAGUGAAAUAAAUAUGAAAAUAAACCGACCAUUUUGGGAAAAUGGGAUAGAAGCAGGAGCUGUAAGUGGCACCACGUGCAAUGUUAUAAAUGGUCAGUCUUGGUUCAACGAGCUAAAUCAGACAAUUUCUUCGAUACACGUGUCCUUUAUUAUUCUUUUUCUUUUAAAUAUUUAGAGGGACACAUACUUAUCUUUUAAGCCCCAUACUUUUUAUUCACGUAUAAAAAGGAAAGAGUUAUUAGCAUGCGGUUUACGGAAGAUUUUGUGUUAAAAGUUGAAGAAGAAAUAAAAAUGGAAGAUAUUGUUAUAGAAAAUGAGACUUUCAUUAGGCCUUCUAAGAUUGAAGUUAGAGGUAGAGAUGAAGGACCUAACCACGAGGACGAGCAAGAGAAGGAGAAGAGGCAGAAACUCGAAGGUGGCGGCGGUGGCGGUGGCGGUGGUGGGUUAUUAGAUAAUCUUUUGUCUAAGUUAACUUCUCCUAGGCCUACUACUGAGGGUAAUGAAGAUCAUGCCUUUGAGGUUAAUAAUGAUCAUCAUGAGAACGGAAAUGCUCGUGUUCGUGGUGAUAGUGAAGCUGGUGGUGAUGGAGAAGGCGGAGGUGAAGGCGGAGGUGGUGGUGUGAUUAAUAAUUUCAUAUCGAAUCUGUUUCGUAAAAGUAGUGAGGAUGAGAGUGAAGAUGUGAAGAAUGAUGGUGGUGAAGAGAGAUUGGAGGGUAGAAAUGAGGAGAAAGAGGUGAUUAAGAAGGUUGAUGAAGAGAGUGAAGUUGGCAAUAUUCAUAGUAAUGGUGGAAGCCUAAUCUCUAAUCUUGUUCAAGAUGUUGCGGCUCCAGAAGGGGAUGAAGCAUCCAUUCUAAUUCAAUCCAUUGUUCAUGACUAAUUUUAGAUUCUCUGUUUUUCCCUUAGCAAUCUUAAUUUAGUUUUGCUUAGUGUUCUAAUCUUUCAUUGGUUAAUGUUAUGGGAUUUUAGAUUAUUUAAUGCUCUAAAGUGUAAGAAGAUUGGGUUAUUGUUUCCUCAAGAAAAGAUAGGGUUAUAGUUCUUUUACUACGCAUAUAUCACGUCCAAGGAAGGUUGUAAUAGAAUUCAUUGCGAUUUGCAAAUGUGAUUAAUGUAACCUUGUAUUGACCACUUAAUUUAGGCUAUAUUCUAUUCGGUUUUUUUUUUUUAUUUUUUUUUCUGAACUUAUGUAUUUGUAAUGGUUUUAAUCAUUUGAAUUAUUGAAACUCAUCUGUACUAAUUUUGUUUGAAUAUGUCAAAAUAAGUUGAACAUAAUAAGGCCUUGUUCAUGACAAGGGAAGAAUCAAGCUAAAGCUUUUUGUUAAAGGAAAAUAUAUAUAUUUUUUUAAAGAAAAAAAAAAUCCUAUGUCUGAUUGGG
Molecule: messenger RNA, 1450 nt
Organism: Chenopodium quinoa (quinoa)
Lineage: Eukaryota; Viridiplantae; Streptophyta; Magnoliopsida; Caryophyllales; Amaranthaceae
Product: zinc finger protein AEBP2-like
Exons: 2
Coding region: 323-955 (210 amino acids)
Source: RefSeq, a predicted model, not a curated record